GCAAGCAAGGUGUCUGUAUCACAAAAAGCGGUCACCGAGCCCUCAGAAUACCACAGCCGGAUCUCCUUCAAUCAUCCACACGGAGCCCUUCUUCUUCAGCAAUACAAGACUUCUCUUCUUGCCUGCCUCCUUUGGGUAUAAUUUGUGCGAGCAAAAUUCUCAGCGUUUGAUUGAUUCUUUACCUUGAAUAGCAGUAGCAGCGGGAGGAAUCACACAAAUUAUAAUGACGGGAAGAGAGAUCUUGCACAAGAUGAAGGUUAAGGCUGGGUUUGGUUCAUCAACAUCAGAAACCGGAAAAGGCAAGAGCAAGAUAUCAGGCAAGGAUAUCAGACAUGGAUAUCACUUGGUGAAGGGGAAAUCAAGUCAUCCAAUGGAGGACUAUCUAGUGGCAGAAUUCAAAAAAGUGGGUGAUCAUGAGUUGGGUCUGUUUGCUAUUUUUGAUGGUCACUUGGGCCAUGAUGUUCCAAAUUACCUGCGCUCUCAUCUAUUUGAAAACAUCUUGAGAGAGCCUGAAUUUUGGAGUGACACAGAAGGUGCCAUUAGGAAAGCAUAUAAAAUAACUGACAGUAAAAUAUUGGAGAAAGCAGUUGAGCUGGGAAGAGGGGGUUCUACUGCAGUUACGGCUAUAUUGAUAGAUGGUGUGAAGCUUGUGGUAGCCAAUGUUGGAGAUUCACGAGCAGUGAUUUGCAAGAAUGCUGUUGCUAAACAACUUUCCAUUGAUCAUGAACCAAACAGGGAGCGUCAAGAUAUCGAGGGCAAGGGUGGUUUUGUGUCAAAUAUUCCUGGAGAUGUACCACGUGUGGAUGGGCAGCUGGCCGUGGCCAGAGCCUUUGGAGACCGCAGCUUGAAAGUACAUCUCAGUUCCGAGCCAGAUGUGGGGGAAGAGAUGAUAGAUGAUGGCACAGAGAUGCUAAUCCUUGCAAGCGAUGGUUUAUGGAAGGUGAUGUCCAACCAGGAGGCAGUGGAUGCGAUCAAAGAUAUAAAGGAUGCUCAGGCGGCAGCCAAACAUCUGACAGAGGCAGCUGUUGCCCGGAAGAGCUCAGAUGACAUCUCUUGUAUAGUUGUAAGGUUCAAUUAAACUCAUCUGGAGUUGAAUUUCUUGUUGACAUAUAUUUUAUAUGUGGGCUACCAGAUAAGGUUGUAACCUGAUUGCUUGAGAAUAUUCACGUUGAUAUCGAUCAUGUUUGCAGAAUACAAGACAUAAAUUGUAAAAAUAAACUAUCUAUUAGGAUUAUGCUAUGAUCUAAUGGCCAUAGCAUACAAUAAACUGCAAAAGUAAACAAUCUGCUAGUAUUGCAGAAUAUAAUGCUAAAGUGUGUUUUUUCU
Messenger RNA from Elaeis guineensis (African oil palm), 1326 nucleotides. Its product is annotated as probable protein phosphatase 2C 62. Gene Ontology annotation, molecular function: protein serine/threonine phosphatase activity. NCBI's taxonomy places the organism in Eukaryota, Viridiplantae, Streptophyta, Magnoliopsida, Arecales, Arecaceae. The record is from RefSeq and is a predicted model, not a curated record. Gene Ontology annotation, biological process: protein dephosphorylation.